Messenger RNA from Exaiptasia diaphana, 3619 nucleotides. Its product is annotated as zinc finger protein 41 homolog. Gene Ontology annotation, biological process: regulation of transcription by RNA polymerase II. Gene Ontology annotation, molecular function: RNA polymerase II cis-regulatory region sequence-specific DNA binding; DNA-binding transcription factor activity, RNA polymerase II-specific. The transcript is spliced from 7 exons. The record is from RefSeq and is a predicted model, not a curated record. NCBI's taxonomy places the organism in Eukaryota, Metazoa, Cnidaria, Anthozoa, Actiniaria, Aiptasiidae. The coding region runs from base 33 to 800 and encodes 255 amino acids.
GUCAUUGACGUCUUGUUUAGUUGACGAGCAAGAUGGCGUCCAGUGAAGAAGGCUCUACGCAUACGAGAACGAUUCAGAAAAGAGCCAUAAAAACCCAAGAUCAAGCUUGUCAAUUUGAUGCGUCGCUUCUUGAAGAGGAAACAGCCACGUGCGAAGCUUGCAGCCAAAUUUCUUGCACCAGGGAUGCUUUAGAAAGUUGUUAUUCACAGCCUCAYGUUAUACAGCUUGAUCCAGAAGGACACGUCCAAAGAACUACAGUAAUAAGGGUAGUGCCCGCUGAUGARGAUGAUUAUCAGCAAAAAGCAGAAUCUCCAAUCCGUUAUGCAAACAGCGGGCGCUGUAAUGGAACCGACAGUCCAACAACUGUUAUUGUAUCACCAGGAGAUCACAUACAUGUAAAAGAUGAAUAUUUGUUACAGCCAGAUGACGAGUAUCUUCCUACACACUCACCAAAUGUGUUAUCAGAUGAUGGAGACAGCCCUACAAUGGUAAAAGAUGCAAGAAGAUCUUCAGAAGGAAAAUCAGACGUCAUGAAAAGAAGACGUGUUCACAAAUGCGAUUAUGAAGGAUGCACUAAAGUCUAUACAAAAAGUUCUCACCUUAAAGCUCAUCGACGCACGCACACAGGAGAGAAACCUUACAAGUGCUCAUGGGAAGGUUGCACAUGGAGAUUUGCACGAUCAGAUGAACUUACUAGACACUACAGAAAACACACAGGGGCAAAGCCCUUCAAGUGUGUCCACUGUGACCGGUGCUUCUCACGGUCUGAUCACUUGUCAUUACACAUGAAACGACAUUGAAUCAACAUCUUGAUGCCAAUCAUUCUGCAAUCUGUUGUUAUACACAGUAAGAUUCUACUCAUUUUGCUGUGAUAUCAUCAAGUGGAUUAUAGCCCAAGUCAGCCAGUGCUGCACUUCAACAUAUGUAUUCAGUUGCUAAGCACCAGACAGAAGAAGUCGAGGCCAAAGUACUUUGUGAUAAUUUCUCUUGUGGGUUCAUUUUGAGCARAGUACUUUAUUUUGUAUAUAUACAGAUAUCAUUCCUUUAUUUAGAAAUUCAAGAGAUAGUAUUUGGCCAGCAAUAUUUAAUUUCUAUAUAUUCGUAGUUUGCUUUGAAUAACAAAGAGAAUUUGUUUAUAAUUCUCCCAUGCACUUUAACUUUACCAAAUAUAAUUUCAUAUUUUUGUUUCUUGUUUGCUUUGUUCAAUGCAAUUCUUGAAAAAAAAAGAGAAAGUUCUCUUUUUAUUCUACUUAUACCUGUCAUACAAAUUUUUAAUUUUUACCUAUUUUGUUUAAUUUCUUUUUGUAAUGAAUAUUACAACUUGUUUUUUUUUUGCUGGCAGAACUGAUUGUUGCUUCACAUAACAUGUAUUAAUCAAGAAAGGACAAUGUAUUUGAAAAAUUUGAUAUCCAAUGAAUCAUUUCACUAAUGUCCACCAUGGGAAACAGCUUGGACUCCUCAAAGUACCAAUAACCCCUGAGAGUAUUCUUUCAGAACCAACUCAAUCAUUUUCUUCAGUGUGUACUUCAGAAGCCUUACAUUAGCUUUUUGAUGGUCAAAGGGUUUAGUAUUUUAGAAAUAUUCUUAUAUUUCAUGCACACAAAAAUCAACCUCACCAACCAUUAUAGUAGGGGUAUAGAAUGGUGUCUCAGAAAUUGUAAGACUCCCUACAAAUUUCYCAAGGCUCGCAAGCUUGGAGCUUAAAAGAAGGAUUGCUYGGGUUCGGAUUUUAAAAUGAGGGGCUCACAGGCUCMGUGAGGCUCUGAUUUUACCAUUUGAUACCCCUUGUAGUAUUARGUCUGUCAGAAUGUUCAUAGGUGCUAUUGGUACUUAAAAUGCAAUAUAGAUUGAGCAUAUAGUAUAUUAUAAAGAAAUAAUCCAAGGCAAUGGUAGUGGGAAUUCUAGCUUCAAUAUUUCAUAAUUUAGAUAAUUAGCAUAAGAUUACUUGGGAUGAUUUUGUGUCAUAAUAUGAAAAGUGUUUUAUAAAGUACUGUACAAUAUUUGCAACACUUUUGUGUCAUUGGAUAUCCAAAUAUGAGAAAAGUUAUGGUUAUGAGUCAGGGGUGUACUUAGAAGGGUGUCACAGGGUGUCUGUGAUCCCCCUUUUAAAGCAAAAUUAAUAUAAAAAUGUAUAAAUAGUAAUCUGACUUUUAAUGCAGUGUGAAGUAAUUUCCUCUAGACUUAAUUUAAUUAGCUAGUCCCAUUUUUCCCWCUCGACUGAUACUUUUGCAUUUAAAACAAUAGAUUUCUAUGAGAUCAUAUUGAUGUCAUAGUACAAUGAUAGUGAUAAUUUUUAUGCAAGGACCCCCAAUGACAAAUCCUGGAUAUGCACUUGUAGAUAACUGACAUUUUUUCCUUGUAUUUGAAAUCCAGAAAAUAUCAAUGAAUCAUGAACGUUAGCUAAUCUAGGAUACAUGUACAGUUGGUCACUACAUUGCCUUGCAAUAUGUGUUUUCAGUGUGUUUUUUGAUCCAGCAUUGGAAACAUUUUAGUGUGCAGUAAUGGAGUGAGCAAAAUCUUAGUUAAGUGAGGAGUGUUUGUAUGAAGUGCAUAAAUCCAUACAACAUUGAUUGGAUAUACCUUAUCCRAUGGAAAACUAACAUAUAAUAAUGAUAAAUAAAGCUUUCUAAAAAUUAAAAUAAAAAGUUAAAGUAGAUAAUAAUGCACUCUUCAUACAACCAGCUCCAAUCUGGCCAUUAUUAGUUCAGUUAAAAUAUUUUUACAAAAUAUAGUCCUCAAGUGAGACAUCAAGAAAGCAAUAUUUUUGUAAAUGGAGUUUGUUUCAAUAUUCUGAAAGAACAUAGUUUCCUAAUUUCAUUGUCCCAAGUGCCUGCAACUACAGAGGAAAUGUCAUGGCUUUUUUAUGGUUGAAUGGUUUAAGGUCAAUGCUUGUAAAUUUGACUUGAUUUAAAAAAAUAUAAAUGCUUUUUUUGUAUAAUAGCACACUUAGAGACUGUAAUCGUCUUUUCUUUCAGCAGUUAAAAGCAAAAUUUCAAAAAAUCUGACACUUUGAAUUCUUAAUGUCAUUACUUGAGGACUUAAGUCUGUGCUCGACCAUGCAAAAAAUAACUUUGCAUGUCUGAAAUUGUCAUUGAUUUAUAUUUGUAUUCAGGAGUUGUCGUCAUUUGAUCUUCACCUGUUUUUACAUAUAGAAUGGGGUCCAUGCAUAAACCAUUGUGUACUUGUGAAAACAAUAUUAAAAUUCUCUUAUUGGCAAAGAACAGGAUCUGGAAUUGAAUUUGUUAUAGAUUGGUGAUCAGAYGGAUCUUGGAUGUCAAUGUCCUUCACUCUUUUUAUCAUGUGAACUCUCAUGUAUGUCAAUGUAUUCCUUAUAGAAUAUUUUAGUGUAUUAUCUGAUGAUAAACUUUGCUUUCAUUUGAUUUCUACUAUAGAUAAGUAUAGGAUUUCCACUUUCAUUUACUCAAAAUGGUAGUUGUGAAAAAGGUGUCUAUUUAUCAACCCUAAUCUUACUAAACUGACUGACUGUACAGUAAUAAAACACAACUGACUUUUAGCUGGGAAACCAUCACAUGCUUAUCUUGCCUUUGUUUUGAGUGACUCAGCAGGUUAUAAAACAGCUUCAUUCRUGUUCCUACAAUAAAUGCAUUGCUGAUUUUCA